CUUCUUUCCCUGCCUCCCAGACAGAUCCCGUCUUGAAUGUAGACCCUGGAGGGGCUCGCAGGAAUGUGUGAGAACUUAAUCAUAUCAGACAUCCAUUCUUUGGACAAGGGCCAAGCAUGCACGAUCCUUGCUCAGAUUGCACGCGUCGAGAAAAAGACCUUUCCCACGAAUGAGGCGUUUCCCUUUGGUGAAGAGCUUUGGAGGAAGAAACCCAACACUAGGGUCUUGUAUGCGACCAGCGGACCACCAAGUACUGGCCCGUCGUUGAUCGCCUAUGCGGUUUACGUUCGCCAAAAGGGAGCGGCUUUGCUGCACAAAAUAUGUGUUGCUGAGCCAUAUCGCCAAAAAGGUGUUGGGAUGCAGCUUAUGAACUAUAUUCAAGAGCGACUGCGGAAAGAGGGCUGCCAGUUUAUCCAGCUGUGGGUCGAUAAGGCCAGGGAUCCUGCUCGAUCUCUGUAUGUGCGAAAUGGGUUUGAGGAACGCGAAGAAAUCCCCGACUACUACGCGCCUGGGCGCUCCGGAAUUCGAAUGAUUCUCGUGCUCGAAGGUGGCUCCUGAAUGGUUACCUAAUAUAACUCCUAUGCGCCUCCUUGGGCCCUUCUGGUCCCUUCUGGUCCCUUUUGGUCCCUGUACACCAAGGGGGGAGGGGAAGGAUUCUUCCC
This is a messenger RNA of Aspergillus candidus, 662 nucleotides long. RefSeq names its product GNAT family N-acetyltransferase. Lineage: Eukaryota; Fungi; Ascomycota; Eurotiomycetes; Eurotiales; Aspergillaceae. The coding region runs from base 64 to 558 and encodes 164 amino acids. Gene Ontology annotation, molecular function: acyltransferase activity, transferring groups other than amino-acyl groups. The transcript has a single exon. The record is from RefSeq and is a predicted model, not a curated record.